Molecule: messenger RNA, 1341 nt
Organism: Medioppia subpectinata
Lineage: Eukaryota; Metazoa; Arthropoda; Arachnida; Sarcoptiformes; Oppiidae
Source: the annotation of a GenBank genome assembly
CAAAUAAUGGUCAACACUUAUGAAGUGAACACCACUAGUGGUGACCCGCCGUCGGAAGUGAUAACUAAAUACUGCAGCUUUUAUGUCCGUUGUUUGUGGUUAACACACCUCGUUAGCAAUUGUAGUUGUAAUGUGAGGGUUAAGCUGACACUCGUCGCACAGUCGCCUAACGGACACAACAUUAUCAAAAACUUUGAGCGUAAAUUCCCAAUUGAAUCAAAGUGUGGUUACGGUUUCCCACAAUUCAUUGCUUUUCAGGAUCUAUUGAACGACGAAAAGGGGUUCAUUAAAGACAAUACAAUUGUUGUGGAGGCGAAGGUCAGCGCCGAUCGACCCUAUGGUGUGAUUAUGCGCUCAAAUGAGGGCAAUAUUUUUGGCACAAUUCAAAGGAAAUGUGUUGAUUUGAAUCCGGAAGUGAUUUACUUUACGAACGAAUCCGAGUGUAAUAUUGUGUUCAAAGUUGAGGGCAAACAGAUUCCUGCCCUCAAAGAGUUGUUGAUCUAUAAAAGUAAUUAUUUUCGGUCAAUGUUUUCGGGAAAUUAUACCGAAAGUGAGGACAAAGAGAUUGAAAUCCAAGACACGACUCACGAGGCGUUCAAAACAAUCAUUUGGUACUUGUAUUCGCACGAAUUGGCCAUCGAUUCAGAGGAUAUGUUAAUUGGUUUGGACUUUCAGUACGAAGUCUAUAGACUCGCCGAUAGGUUUCAAAUCAAACGACUUCUCAUUUAUUUUGAAAACCAAUUCAAAGCAAACAUUACUGAAGAGAACCUGGAAUUGGGUAACGACGUGUCGGUGUAUUCAAGCGAUGGCCAAAUGUUAGGCUACGGCGGGUUUUCCAACGCCAGCCCUCUGUCCAACUUUUACAAAACUAGCUUCACAUACAAUGGACACCACUUCGAGUACUCCGAGUGCGCUAUUAUGUACGAAAAGGCCAUCACUUUUGGCGACCAAAUCACGGCCGAUAAAGUGCUCAAAUGCCGGUCGCCGUGGAUGGCAAAGAGGUUGGGCCGAGAGGUGAAGCCAUUUGAUGCCCACAAGUGGGUCGAAGCCAGGGAUCAAAGAGUGCCGCAAAUACUUUACGCAAAGUUUACGCAAAACCCGGCGCUCAAAAAGUGGUUACUGUCGACCGGAUCAGCCGUUUUGGCCGAAGUUGCCGCUCAAGACAUCGCCGGACACAUGAAAUAUCAGGACCCCAUUUGGGGCGUAUGUAUCGGUGCCUAUCAUAAGGACAUCUUAUGGCCGACUGAAUGGCAUAGAUAUGGCCACAACUUCUUGGGCAAUACACUCGUCAGUGUCCGUCAGACCAUCGCUCAUGAGAUAACUGUAAUGAGAUUUGUUUAG